AACGAGGCCACACUCAGAGUCCAGCUAGACUGUAUCACGAGACCAGACUGUUGCUGUCCUCUCCCUGGCACCGCGAGGAUUUGACUCGAGGACAGAGCCAACAUCGUGAUCUCACUCUAACCAGAGCUCUUUCUCAACACACUCCUGGUCUUCCAGUCUUAAUCUCCUUAUAGAGUCAACUCUCUCUCUCCCUCUCCCUCUCUUUCUCUCUCUCUCUAUUUUGCCGUCAGUGGAACAGUUUAGUGUGAACAAAGACGGUACUCCUAAGUACCAGUGUUGAACAAGCUCUAUACUCGUAACUAUCAGUGUUGAACAAGUUCUGUACUCGUAACUACCAGCGUUGAACAUGCUCUAUACUCGUAACUAUCAGUGUUGAACAAGUUCUGUACUCCUAACUACCAGCGUUGAACAUGCUCUAUACGCGUAACUAUCAGUGUUAAACAAACUCUGUACUCUUAACUACCAGCGUUGAAUAAACUCUGUACUAAACCAAUUUAUAAAACAAGCUCUGUGCUCUAACUACCAGCGUUGAACAAGCACCGCAACUACCAGCGUUCAAACAAGCGUGAACCCCAGCACCCAGCGUUACAACGUUCAUCCUCAAAAAACGAAAAGUUCCAGGAAAGUUCAGUUGGUCUGAGGGAUGUUCAUCAGAGCAACAAGCCGGUGUUAUCAUACUCAAUAACACCAUCUAUAACACCUUGAAGAACUUUCUGUACAUUAAUCUUGAAAGUCCUUGCUAACAGAGGCUAAAUUUUCCCCGUACUGGAUCGUCUUUUUCCUUCUUAAACACGUAUUUAAACAUCUCAGAGUAAUGAAGGCGGAGGUGACUGCAGCAGCGGUGGUGAUGUUGGUGAUGGCAGCAGUGGUGCCAGGAGUGACAGACGACAUCAUCCCAGAAUUGAAGACCAAGGUGCCAGUCAUCUGUGCCUUGUGCGAGUGCCUCGACACUGUGCCAUAUGAUGUCGACUGCACCACAGCUGAGCUACACGAGGUACCUGACUUGACUCCCAACAAUUUCUCCUUCCCAUGGAUGUUGGAUUUCUCCAACAACGUCAUCUACGAAGUGCCUCAGCUUCCUCUUCUUCCCAACCUGCUGAGCUUAAACUUCAAGAGAAACCACGUGUGGAAGAUAGCAACAGGAGCCUUCAGGAACCUACCAAACCUGACUCACCUCUACCUGCAGAACAAUAACCUGACGGAGGAGGUACUCCAGGAGGAUGUCUUCCUGGGGAACUACAACGCCAGCUACCCCGAGCCCUUACCCUUACAGGAGCUGGACCUGAGCUACAACAACAUCAUCACCCUCAGAAGCCACGCCUUCAAGCACCUGCCCUUCCUGAAGCGUCUUUUCCUCUCCCACAACCCCGUCAGGGAUGUCUCCUGGACCAUGGCCGCCGCUAUCACAGAACUUCAUAGCCUGGAGGAGCUGGACCUCUCACAGACUGGUCUGGAUCGUCUGCCGCCGCACUUCCUGGCUGACCUCACGAACCUACAAGUGCUGACGCUGGCUGGGAACAGAUUAACGUCCGUUCCUUCAGAGAUUCAGUACGCGCACAACCUGGUUCACCUCAACCUCAAUGCUAACCCGAUUAGGACGGUAAUGAUGGGCGACUUCCAAGAAGGCUUAAAGACGCUGAGAGUGCUGGAGAUGUGUGCUAUGCCUGAUUUGAGAAACGUGGGGAAAUACGCCUUCUCCAGCCUCACUGGUCUACAAGUGCUGAAGAUGUCUGACAACCCUAACCUGGCUGUCAUUGACAGUGAAGCCUUCCGUUUGAUGCAGGGAGACGAACUGAGCCUGCAGGAGAUCCACGUCCAAGAUAACAACUUGAUGACUCUAUCAGAGGACAUGUUGCCGUGGUUAUCUCUCAAGUACAUCGAUAUCCAGAACAAUCCCUGGAACUGUGACUGCAAAUUCCAGUGGGUGGCUGAGAGGCUCAUUCCAGACCUGGAGAACAAGAAUCCUGCAACCACACUUAGUAUUUUGUGCGCGGAGCCAGAAGUGAACCGGGCCAUGCGGGUGGUGGACCUCCUGGGAAAGGCCCACGCCUUCGAGUGUGGACCCCCCCAUCCCUUCGUCAGGGACGAGGGACGGUACGGCGUGCUCAUCGUUAGCACCAUCGUCGUGGGAGUCAUCCUCCUCUUCACCGGCACCCUCAUCUUCUCUUGUGUCCUCUUCAGAAGAACGAGGACCCGGCAGAUGUUCGGCGAUAGCGUCAAGUAUCGCAGAGCUUACAACGAAGAUGACGAGGCAAUAGGUCAGACCGUCCACGCGUAGACCACAAUGAAAGACCACCGGAGACUUUUGCCAACUGCCUGGAGGACUUCGAAGCUGCCGGAGGCGUUCAUGCGCUGCCUGGGGUACUUCGGAACUUAACCGAGACCAUCGUAAAGUUUUUAGGAGAUUGAAAAGAUGUAGUCUUUCUCGAACUACCUGGGAGACUUCGAAGAUAUUCUUGGUCCUCUGGGGACCUAGCCUGAGGGGUCUCUUGAUAUCUCCGAGCGGGACUUCGAACCUUCUGGAAAUUUCGUAAACUGUCUGAGGUGGUCGUUUACCGACAUGAGUCUUCCCAGAACCCUUAAAGCCAUACUGAAACACUUGAGGAACACUGAUCCGUCUGAAAACAGCGAGAACCACUUAGGCUCAAUGUAAACCCGUCGUGAAGCACCCGGGCUCAGGGGCUCGGUCGCUAAGCACGAAAAACGUUUCAAAUAGGAUAAGGCCUUAAAAAUAGUGUUUAAUCUUUGUGAUGUCGACGCUCACACACACACACCACACCACACACACACACACACACACACAC
Messenger RNA from Cherax quadricarinatus, 2804 nucleotides. RefSeq names its product tsukushi. Gene Ontology annotation, cellular component: extracellular matrix. Lineage: Eukaryota; Metazoa; Arthropoda; Malacostraca; Decapoda; Parastacidae. Gene Ontology annotation, molecular function: protein binding. The record is from RefSeq and is a predicted model, not a curated record.